Molecule: messenger RNA, 778 nt
Organism: Drosophila eugracilis
Lineage: Eukaryota; Metazoa; Arthropoda; Insecta; Diptera; Drosophilidae
Gene: mRpL40
Product: 39S ribosomal protein L40, mitochondrial
Exons: 3
Coding region: 85-675 (196 amino acids)
Cellular component (GO): mitochondrial ribosome; mitochondrial large ribosomal subunit
Source: RefSeq, a predicted model, not a curated record
AUUACCGUCACUAGUGCAUCACCAGCAACAAAAACAGCUGGUCUUACAUUACGCAAAGAUUUUUUCCAGUUUUGUUUAUUAAAAAUGUCUUUAUUAGGCGCUUUUGCCAGAUUAGGACUUCAGAGAAGUGGCGGAAUAGCCGGUGUCGCCGUUGCACGUUCCCUUCAUACGACACACGUUCUCUGCGCCGAGCCUCUUAAAAAAAAGAAGAAAUUGGAUCCACAGGUCGUCAAACAACGAGAGGAUCGCAAGAAAAAAAAGAUCGAAAAGCAGAUUCGUCGGCUGGAAAAAAAUGCGAGGCAGCUGAAGCCUGUGGAGGAACUGGAAGUGCCACUGGAACUCAUCGAUGAGAAAGACAAACGCCAAAGGAAACUUACCCCACUGGGCAGCGCGGAGUUGGAGGAGCGUGCUCUUCUCAAGAAACAGUGGGCGCAUUACAAACACGACGAGCGUGUGGCCGACUUCCAAAUCAUUGACCGGCUGAUUCAGUCACAAAACAAGGCACUGGAGGAGCUCCGGCGAGAAUCUGAAGAGCUGUACCAGGCUGCCAUCGAAAUUGAUCCCCAAUUGCUUCCCGUUUCUGUCAAAGGACCCGUUGCCACUCCACCCAUUAAGAACUAUGCUAGUCCCGAUGGAGAUUACCUGCACCAAUCAAUGAAGUGGGAAGUUAAGUGAAGCGUCCCUAAGUCGAAAGAUUUAAAAUAAACAGAACCAGUAAUCAAAUGACUGUUCUUUGAAAUAUUUGAAUACGGCUGACAAUAAAUUAACUAUACAUCGA